AAUCAAACUAUUCCUUGUAACCUGUCUGGUCCCUGUCCCUGUUUCUGCCUUUCUCUCAUCCUUGAUUAAUGUGAUGAUGGAAGGAUCGGCUCUCAUGCCAUGGCUAGGGCUGGGCCAAAUUUCGUACCCACUUUUACUGAUGUCUUUCCCUGGAUACAUUUUCAUAUCCGAAGUGGGGCGCGGACAGCUGGGAACGUGGAAGCCCACAUGCCGGGAAAAACGGGAAACGGGAUACAUGCUACAAAGUAAUAUGGAUGAGACGAGAUGAGACACUAAGUCAGUCCACUUGGUAGAUUGUUAGUAGAUCUGUCUGUCCGAGGUGGAGUUUUGUGCUAUACUGUUUAUGGGUGGACAUGCGAGGUGUAGAGUAUUGUGUAGAAGGGAAUGAAUAGUGUGUGUUGGAGAUAGAUGGAUGGUGUUCUCGGCUAAGCGUGGAAGGGGAGGAAGGAUAGCCAUGGGUCAGUUCAGUCAGGGUUCGGAAAUGAAGGGGAGAAUGAGGGAUCCGGUGGUGGUGAACCUUUGGGUGGUAAGGCGAACGGUGGAUGGAAGCACAUGGUUGAUGGGUUCGAUGGGUUCUAGAAUUUGGGGUGUGUGGUUCUUUCGAUUGUUCAUUUGGUUGUUAUGCUGGGGGUGGGUGGUAUAGCUGGUUAGCUGUGCAGUGGUCUGUUCAUUCUGUGCUAGUCUUUCCCCUCUUUACUCCCGGGUUCAGUUGUUGGAUAACU
Molecule: messenger RNA, 722 nt
Organism: Aspergillus welwitschiae
Lineage: Eukaryota; Fungi; Ascomycota; Eurotiomycetes; Eurotiales; Aspergillaceae
Exons: 1
Coding region: 413-643 (76 amino acids)
Source: RefSeq, a predicted model, not a curated record